AUGUAUCCUGAUGUCGUCGGCGCCGGGAUGUAUCCUGGUGUCAUCAGCGUUGAGAUGUAUCCUGAUGUCGUCGGCGCCGGGAUGUGUUCUGGUGUCGUCGGCGCUGGGAUGUAUCCUGGUGUGGUCGGCGCCGGGAUGUAUCCUGGUGUUGUUGGCAUCGGAAUGUAUCCUGGUGUCGUCGCCGCCGGGAUGUAUCGUGGUGUCGUCGGGGUCGGAAAAUAUCCUGGUGUCGUCGUCGCCAGGAUGUAUCCAGGUGUCGUCGGCGUCGGAAAGUAUCCUGGUGCCGUCGGCGUCGGAAAGUAUCCUGGUGUCGUCGGCGCCGGGAUGUAUCUCGAAGAUGAAGGGAUGCCCGGAUGGGCAUUAGGAGCGGAGGGGUGGCAGUGUAGCAGUGUGGCACCCACUGGAUUACAUUCCUGCUAUCGUCUUGACUGCGGUGCUAACAGUGCCAGCAUCGCAGCCAAUACGAUGGCAAGAAUGUAA
This is a messenger RNA of Trachymyrmex cornetzi, 480 nucleotides long. RefSeq names its product elastin-like. Bases 1 to 480 code for a protein of 159 amino acids. The transcript has 2 exons. Lineage: Eukaryota; Metazoa; Arthropoda; Insecta; Hymenoptera; Formicidae. The record is from RefSeq and is a predicted model, not a curated record.